Messenger RNA from Histoplasma capsulatum G186AR, 2143 nucleotides. RefSeq lists its product as uncharacterized. The coding region runs from base 1 to 1527 and encodes 508 amino acids. The record is from RefSeq and is a predicted model, not a curated record. NCBI's taxonomy places the organism in Eukaryota, Fungi, Ascomycota, Eurotiomycetes, Onygenales, Ajellomycetaceae. The transcript has a single exon.
AUGCCCAACAGCGGUGAAAUACUCACCCACAUCUCUGCUCCCGGUUCUGCAAAGGACGACGCGAGAUACCGGGCUCACGCAGCUGCGUAUUUUGAAUUUGAGCCAGUGUCAAGGAUAAGGAUUUAUCCUGACCCUCCAAGCAGCGAAACUGGCACGGACGACGUCGCUGAAUCUCCACACCAGGUCCGCGACACAUCGCCGCAGGGUGAAAGCCGUGCACCUCGCAUCUCAGAGUUGGAUGAGCGAGGACAGAAAACAUUACAUGACAUCUCUACUGCCGUAUCUUCAGCGAAGAGUACUCCUGUGCCAUCAACAUGGGGCCCGAGUUUCGGGGAAACCACCUGUGGCCUGCUGGCCCUUUCGGAGGCCUCAAUUCAAAGGUCCCUCUCACAAAAUGAUGUAGGCGCUGGUGUUGAGAAUUCUUUCGUGACUACGAGUAAUUCUCCUCCUAGAGUUCCUGGAAUUGGCCCUCCAAACGUUCACGCAACCAUUCCAAGCUCUCAGGUUACCGAGACGCCCCCCAGCGAAGUUCCCGAAUCCCAGUCUUCUUUUCAAGCCAGUUGGAAUGUUGAAAAGGACAAUAGCCCGCCCAGGAAAUUGGAGAAAGUCAUUCAAAUAGGAAGAUCGUCAUUAGAUACCCAGAUCUCUCAAGCAAAACGCCGCCGACUCUCAGCUUCCCCAGCAUGCAUACCGUCUUCUAUUUCCACUACUGCUACGCCCAUUUCGUCCAUAUCUGAGCCAUCAGCUCCUUCGCAUCUACCUCCACAGCCGGAGCCCUGUCGGCCAUUGGAUAAGCCAGCAGCAGCAGCAGCAUCAGCAGCAUCAGCAGCCCCGGCCGUACCCCUAGAAUGGCUUUCGUCCUUGCCUCUUGAGAUCAACCCGCCACGGCCCGUGCCUUCUUCCACAGCUCAAUUUACAACUCACAUCACGCCCACGCUACAAAUGCUCGCUGACAGAGUCAAACUGUCCAGGGUGUUUAACCCGCAACGACAAACUCGCCCCUUACGAACUUUGGAGCGUGGCUACUGGCUUCUAAACCUCACCAUCUCCGACGCACCCACUAGCACCAGCACCAAAGACAAUCAUAAGAAUACUUCAAAUGUUGCCCAGUCUCAGAGUUGUAAUCCUACACGAGCCAACAAAUCUUGGACCAGCAAACGCUUCUUCGACUUCUGGGGCUUCCUUUCGAAAUUCAUCGCCGACGACGGCCGUGCCGGUUGGGGCGUGUGGUGCAUUUGCGAAUCCAACUCCCCAGCUCCCAGCUCGCAAUGUCUGUCCUCCCAUUCACACUCCGUAAUCGAUCUUACAUCCCAGACAAGCACCCAAAGUUCAGCAAAGACCCAGUCUUCUCAGCAGAAGGCAGGGCUCGAUGCCGCGCAACAUGUCACGGUCAAAAUAUACAGUUGGGGCGAAAUUGCACCGCAUGUAUACUUGUUGAUGUAUCUAGCCAGUGAUAGGAGCGUCCGGAAAAUAACCGGUGUUCAGUGGAGGGAUGGAGCGGACGAGCCAGUUAUUUUUAUGGAUUGAUGGGGCGUUUUUCGAACGAUUAUGAUUACUAUGAUGGUUAUGAUGAUGCCCUUAUGUAUAACUUCAUGACCGAGUGCUUUUCUCGUGCCUGGGAUCGGUGAAGGAUGCUGUGCUAAGCAUGUCCUGUCAACCGUGAGGUCGAGUUUACAGUGACUUCCAUGAGCAGAUAACGAAGAGACAAUGACGAUGCAAGGGCUGCAGCAAAUUUAUUGUGGAGAGAUGGAGGUUGGAAAAGGGCAUCACAGUAGACCCGCCAUCGGGUCAAUGAUCUCUUGGGUUAUUGGGCUGAGCGCGCGUGCGACGGAAUGGGGUAUCUGUCUAAGGAUGCUGUCCAGAGGAUCCCGAUAUACACUUUGGAUUGGAUUUAAUCCAGACAAUCAUACAGGCCUCCAUCACAGUAUCAGGUAAAGGACAGGACAACGGGGGAGGUAGCGGAAGAUUGAACAGAAUAAAUUUUAUAUGAAGAAUUGUUGUUCGGAUCCCAGUCUGUAAUUGGUGCUGGGUGGUUGCGAAUGUGGAAAUAGGCAAACAUCACUCACUCACUCACUCACUCACUCACUCACCACAAGCCUUUUUGAAUGUUUAUUCUCGAAUUUUAGGUUCUUUUUCCAAAUGU